CUGCUAGGUGACAUCAGCAUGCUCUAGGAGGACUAGGUCUCUGAGCCAAUGACAGGAGCAGGAGACGCUGGCUAGUAGUUUGAAACUUUGAAUCGCGGCUUAGGUGCUGUCGCUGUGUGCACAGGAGCCGGGGAGAGAGUAUGAUCGGGAGAAGGAGCCGCCGUGUGCGCCGUCAGGUAGUGUGGCCACUGCCCCCUACGCCUCCAAUUGUUACAUUUGGAUUAGAGAUGGAUUUCGCUGCAUCUUUUCACAGAAAUCAGAAGAGGUAUCAGGAACAGAUGAUUGAUAUCUUUACAAAGUAUGACCUUCCUUUUGAAGAUGAUUUAGUUGUGGACAUUGAAGUCCUCACACACGAGAAGCUUAAUGGCUCUCGUGCACCGAAAACAAAAAAACUGGUAGAAAAUCCGGAAUCUUCUCUCCCCCUGGAUUGGACUUUAAUUGAAGGAAGCUCUUGUGACAGCCUAAUUGAAAUCCAUGACACUACUCCGUUGUUUCGGGACAAGUUACUAGAUGAUGAUGAUGAUGGCAUUGAGGAUUCUAUCAUUGGAGGAAAAAUUGGCAAUGAUUUGGCGCUGCAUAAGGAUGAACAUUCUACACGCAAAAUGUGCUCCACCCUUAUACAUUCUCCAGCGAGAGGAGAGUACUCCGAUAACGACAACAGAGAACUUCCAUCACAGGAAUACCCUGAAUCAAACAGAAAACUAAUGUUAGGCAAGAAAACUGGGAAAAGCACAUAUAAGUCUAAGUCUGGUUCCUCCGAGCCUAUACUAUACAUUUCAUCUAGUGAUACAGAAACAGAAGCUGUAGACAGGCCUCAGGCAUAUGACUGCACUUUUUUGCUGAAAAGGGACUUGAACAAAUCCAGUUCUGUAGCCAGCAAAGAAACUGGUUUGUUACAAGGCAGUAUCCCAUUGCACAUAGCUACUCCUACCUUGGACAAGACAUUCACAUGGAACAACAAAAGUAAUAAGAUGCAAAGUCCUGAGAAAACCUUCAAGGGCAAUGUGAAUGAUAGGAAAGUGAGCUUAAACAAGCCCUGCAUGCUUAUUGAGGGUAAUAAAAGUACAAGUCCAGGAAAGACAUUGUUAGACAACGAGAGUAAUAGAACAAUAAGUGUGAAUAAUAAAGGUAGCAAUAAUAGUAGGAGCCUAGAUGAGACCUAUGUUUAUAACAUGGACAAAAUGACCCUAUCUCCAGGAAAGACAUUUGCUAACCAACAGCAGCAGAAAAUUGAUGAGGUAACGUUUUCCUACUGCAAAGAAUAUAUUGCGCAGAAUACAAAAGGGGCAUCCUCUGAAACAAGAAGACGAUCCAUUUAUUCAGCAUUGCCUAUAGUAGGCAGCCCUGGAAAAAGCUAUUCCAAAUCAAACUGUAGCUUGAACAAUGAGAACAUAACCUUAGGCAAGACUGACCAAAGUGAUUUAGAUAGCGAUGAGAGGUACUCAUGUAAAGAACAUGUGAAACAGUCUCCUAGGUUGACUUUCCCUCUAACAAGAAAAACCUCAUUUUCUGACAUUUCCAGCCCUGGACGUACUUCCAAAGCAAAUUGCAGUAUGAAUAAUAGAUCCGUGAGCAUAAUGAAGACCCCUUCUAAAAAUAAUAGGACCAUAUGCCCAACCAAGACCUUCACCACCACAACACCAAUCCAGAUUACUAAACUGACAAACACUGAAAAUAGAAGACACUCAUUUUCUGCAUUGCCUGCGGUACACAGCCCUGGAGUGGGACAUUUUAAAUCAAAUGAGCAUUUUGAAAGUUUGUAUAAAAAGUUAGUCCUGGAUGGUGCCAGUAAACCUAAAACUCGUUUAUCAGAAACUGUCUCUUCUCUGGUUAAUUCACCAGAGUCUCCGAGAGUGAAAAGGCCAGCAUGUGAAGAUCUGUCACUCUCAUUGUUAAAGAAGAAGAAGAGCAUAGAUGAAACUUUUAUAAUAAGUCCCUCAAAUCAAAAAGUUAACUCAGGGGGAAAAAGUACUCUGUCAUCCAAAGAAAUCAAUUUUGGUUCCCCAGUUCCGCAUACAGAUGUUAAUUCAGUUCUACAAAGUCGUUUAUCGUUUAACUCUCCUGUUUCACCCAACUUAUUGUCUCAAAGAGUUAACAGCGAAAGUACGAAAAUGUGCAACUCUCCACAAAUGGGCCAAAGAACCAACUCAAGUGUCUACAAGAAACUCUGCUUCAAGUGAAAAAUAAUGCAACGUUGCUGGACACGGAGAUGAAUAUUUGGCGUUUUUUUUUUCUCUCAAUACUUCUGGGGCAGUUUACUUCUUUGGGUCCCAAAUAUCACAAGUUUUGAAAUUGUGUAAAUGUUUGGUUUAAAUUGCUUAAACAAAAUAGAAUUCUGCAGCAUAUGACUUAAUUGUGGUUGUAUGACCUUCAGCAAUAAUACAGAAAAUUUGAUGGCGCUCAGGUUGCUAGUUUCCUUUUUCAAAGGGAAAUAGGUGUGUUCUAAAAUGACUAGUGUAACUGUUAAAUCUUUCAAAUAUGCUUCAAUUCAUACCAGAUGUUUUAUCUGGAAUGAUGCAUUGACUCACAAAUAGUGAAUGCUUUUUUCUUGCUGAUUGUAUGUGUUUUGAAAUGUUACAAUUGUAUUUUGGUUACCUCCAAUAAAAACGUUUAAAAAAAAAAAAAAUCAGACUCAGAAA
Messenger RNA from Pseudophryne corroboree (corroboree frog), 2639 nucleotides. RefSeq lists its product as uncharacterized. The record is from RefSeq and is a predicted model, not a curated record. NCBI's taxonomy places the organism in Eukaryota, Metazoa, Chordata, Amphibia, Anura, Myobatrachidae. Bases 141 to 2180 code for a protein of 679 amino acids. The transcript is spliced from 13 exons.